AUGACGCUGGGCGAUGAUCAUGCGACGGACCCUUUCUCUAGUGAUGGGCUCUGGAGGAUCUCUAAAUUCACUUUGCAGUCUAUCCAGCCUUUAGAGCCGCUGCCAUGGGACGAGAAACUUCCUGACCUUUCUGGAGGUUUCUUUAAGAGUCCUUUGAGUUUGUUCGAAGACCGUAAUCAUGGACUACACCAGCUCGACGUACAUGGACUCGAAUUGUUCAACCCCGAUCCUCCGCCGGAGUUGACGACGGACGCCUCCAGCGAUACGCACCUGAACUUGGAUCUCGACGAGCAUGAGGACGAUGAGGAAUUGGAGCAUAUAUGGGCGCUUGACAACUUGAAGCACGAGCCCGACACCAAAGCGCGGUUAAAAUCGUGGGAAACCUAUACAGACCGAACGUACCCCGAGCCCGUUUCAGCAUACUUCAGCGAGUCCGGACCGAAGGGUUUCGAUGCGGCAUUGGCACGGCAGACUACAAGUGGCGAUAAACAUGGCACGAAGCGCGUGGUACGCAAUGGUGUUUUCCUACAAGCCCUGCUUAGGCUCGGGCUGGGCUGGAGCUCUAUCUUCUUCCGGUAUAACGACCAAGAUAAGAGGUUCGAGCAGGUGCUGCAUGGUAUCCGGGUAUCUGGAGUCAGCGCAGCUGCACUGAAUGGUGUGACGAAUGAAGUGCUACAGUGUGGAACAAACAUGCAGAAGCCCUCCGUGAUGUGCUCUUUUUCAAGCGCCAUGGCUGUGAUCAUCUACACGCUAGAAAGACAACUUGCGAGAUGCUCUACCGGAGCAAGGUCACUUCUUCAGAUUAGGGCGUUAUUCGAGCGACGUGGGGAAUUGGUCGGUGCACUAGCGAAUAUGGUGGAGGCUGUUGAGGGAGCUGCCUCGGACGCCCAGAUCAUUUCGAUUGUCCUUGAGAGAACUGCCCAUUUCUCUCAGACGUAUAGUCACUUGGAACAGCUCUUCCGGGAGAUUGUGUAUCGAAUCAGCGAGCCUUUCUUGCGCCAUGUCGAGAGCUGGGUGGGGUUCCGCUCCGAGACGUCGGCGUUGAAUGAGCUAGCGACUACUGGGAGGAGCUUUGUGGCUUUGGAGCACCAUGAACACAGUUCCAAAGCAGGAGCGUCGAAAAGGAACGAGGUUGAGUACAGCUAUCGUUCAGAUCAAAUGCCGUCUUUCAUACCCACGGACCAAGCGAGGCUGAUAUUCGAAAGCGGGCGAAGCCUACGGUUGCUCAAACGAUCCCAUCCCCAGCAUCCAAUUGCGAGCGAGGGUCUUUGCGAUAAUUCUCCCAAGUUUGAGUGUGCGAGAACUUGGAAAGACAUCGAGAGAAUCCAGGGCAAGGCCCACGACUAUGAAAGGAGGCUCCGCUCUGAGAUACGCAAGUACAACCGGGGAGUAGUCUCUUCCCAUAACGAAGUUGGAAGCUCUGAUCUUGGCGAUCCCCAGAAACGGGACGCGGCGAUAGUCGCUGGUACUUUCGAGUUGUUCAACAUCGACGAUCGUGGAAACACGACCGGACUUUUGGAACUCCAGUCGGAGAAGGAUAAAAUAGGGCAACUACUCGAUAACAACAAAAACACCGACACCAGAGAACUCGAACAAGAAGUGUCAUUCGGUCCGGACCUCGUUUCCUCUCUUUAUCUGUCAAUUGCGCCGUUGCUAUCAUCUCAGGCCUUAUUGAUCGACUUCUCCUGUCUUCACCUCCUGUUCAAAGAACACGGCCUCAGAAACCAUCUAAAUCUUCAAUGGCGUUUCCAGCUUCUCGGCGACGGUUUUUUCACAUCACGUCUCUCCCACUCCCUCUUUGACCCAGAAAUGGCCAGCGGCGAGCGCAAAUCCGGCAAAGUACGGAACAGCGUUCACACCGGCCUGCGUCUAGGCAGCAGGGAUACAUGGCCGCCAGCCAGUUCCGAACUACGACUGGUGCUCAUGGGUAUUCUCAACGAAUGCUACGACGGAGGCGACCACUCAAGCGAAACGGAAUCCCGCAAAGAACGAGAACUCCCCGGCGGACUGAACUUCUCCAUCCGCGAGCUGACCGACGAAGAAAUCAUCAAAUGCAGGGAUCCAAACGCGAUCGAAGCGUUGGACUUUCUACGCUUGCACUACACACCAUCAGCCGUUCUCGAAACAAUACUCACCAAGCGGUCUCUCACCAAAUACGACACCCUCUUCAGACACGUCCUCCGCCUGCUCCGCAUGGUCUCAGUAGUCAAAGGCCUAAUCCGCGACUCCACAGCCAGAGACUCCCUCUCAGGCGACACGCGGAACGUGUUCCAGAAAUUCCGCAUCGACUGCCAGCACUUCGUCCUCGCCGUGAGCGACUACUCCUUCCACGUCGGCAUCGGCUCAACGUGGCAGCGCUUCCAGGAGACGCUCUCCCGAAUAGACACCUGUCUCAGCCGCGGCGACAUCGAAGGCACGAUCGACGCCGCUCACUCCGUCCCCAGUCUCAGGGACUACCACGAGGAUAUCCUCGACCAGAUGCUGUUCGCGCUCUUCCUCAGCCCGCGCCAUGCGGACGCCGCCAGGUUGCUCGAGGGCAUCUUCGGCACGAUCCUCGUGUUCGCGCCGCUUUCGAGGCUGGAUGGAUUGCGGGGUGUGCGGCAUGAGAGCGAGGCGACGGUUUAUCGGCUUUAUGCUACCUUCCGGAAGCAGACUUCUGCUUUUGUGGGGUAUCUGCGUGGCUUAGAUGGUGCUAAGGAGUCGUCGAAAUCUGGGGGGAGGUUUGGGAAGAUGUUUGCUUCGAGGGAAGCGCCUGCUGGUGCUUUUGAGCAGCUGUUGGCUCGGUUGGAUAUGAAGAAGUAUUACUGA
Messenger RNA from Aspergillus campestris IBT 28561, 2808 nucleotides. RefSeq names its product tubulin gamma complex associated family protein. Gene Ontology annotation, molecular function: microtubule minus-end binding; gamma-tubulin binding. Gene Ontology annotation, biological process: cytoplasmic microtubule organization; spindle assembly; microtubule nucleation. Gene Ontology annotation, cellular component: spindle pole; equatorial microtubule organizing center; centrosome. The transcript is spliced from 4 exons. The record is from RefSeq and is a predicted model, not a curated record. Lineage: Eukaryota; Fungi; Ascomycota; Eurotiomycetes; Eurotiales; Aspergillaceae. The coding region runs from base 1 to 2808 and encodes 935 amino acids.